CAGGUGACGAUGCUCUGGUUCUCCGGCGUCAGGGCUCUGGCUGAGCGUCCUUGCCGACGCUCGCCUGGGAUUACCUGCUGCGUCUUGCUGCUGCUCAAUUGCUCCGGGGUCCCCAUGUCUCUGGCUUCCUCUUUCCUGACAGGGUCUGUUGCAAAAUGUGAAAAUGAAGGGGAGGUCCUCCAAAUUCCGUUUAUCACAGACAAUCCUUGCAUAAUGUGUGUGUGCUCGGUAAGUGUACGGGUCAGGCUGAGAAUUAUCUUUGACAUCACUGUUGUUCAAGUGAACUUGAGAUGGAUGGACUUUGUACGACAUUGUUUUGGGAAAGCUGCAGUUUGGAAUGCCCGAUACUACAAUGACGUCAUAGAUAUCAUGACCAGUUGUACCCUUGAAGGAAGAACCUACAACAGCUCCUUCAAAUGGCAAAGUCCGGCUGAGCCGUGUGUCCUUCGACAGUGCCAGGAAGGCGUGGUCACAGAGUCUGAGGUGCGCUGUGUUGUUCACUGUAAAAAUCCCACAGAGCAUCCCGGAGCCUGCUGCCCUACCUGUCCAGGCUGUGUGUUUGAAGGUGUGCAGUACCGGGAAGGUGAAGAAUUUCAGCCAGAAAGAAAUAAAUGUAUCAAGUGCUCCUGUGUUGGAGGCAGGACACAGUGCGUGAGAGAAGUCUGUCCCAUUCUCUCUUGUCCCCAGCACCUUAGUCACACACCCUCAGGACAGUGCUGCCCCAAAUGCUUGGGUCAAAGGAAAGUAUUUGACCUUCCUUUUGGGAGCUGCCUGUUUCGCAGUGAUGUUUAUGACAAUGGAGCCUCAUUUGUCUAUGAUAACUGCACAGUAUGCACCUGCAAGGAUUCUACAAUGGUUUGUAAAAAGAAGUGCUCCCACCCUGGUGUCUGUAAUAGUAAUGAGGAUGUCUGUUGUGAAGAGUGUCUCCUACGGGUGCCCCCUGAAGAUGUCAAAGUGUGCAAGUUUGGUAGCAAGAUCUUCAGGGAUGGAGAGAUGUGGUCCUCAGUCAACUGCAGCAUCUGUGCUUGUGUGAAGGGGAAGACAGAGUGUCGCAAGAAGCAGUGUGUUCCUGUUAGCAGCUGCCCACAGGGAAAUAUAUUAAACAAGAGGACCAUAUGCUCAAUUUUAAGUGAAAAACCCGGUGUGUGCACAGUAUUCGGAGAUCCCCACUACAACACUUUUGAUGGACGGACCUUUAACUUUCAGGGGACGUGUCAGUAUGUUUUGACGAAAGACUGCUCCUCCCCUGCCUCACCCUUUCAGGUGCUGGUGAAGAACGAUGCACGGAGGACCCGCUCCUUCUCCUGGACCAAGUCUGUGGAGCUGGUGCUGGGCGAGAGCACAGUCAGCUUGCAGCAACACCUCACUGUGCGCUGGAAUGGCUCUCGCAUUGCCCUGCCCUGCCACACGCCCCACUUCCAUAUCGACCUGGACGGCUACCUUUUGAAAGUUACUACCAGAGCAGGUUUGGAAAUAUCGUGGGAUGGAGACAGUUUUGUGGAGGUCAUGGCUGCCCCUCACCUCAAGGGCAAGCUCUGUGGUCUUUGUGGCAACUACAAUGGACAUAAACGUGAUGACUUGAUUGGUGGAGAUGGAAACUUCAAGUUUGAUGUGGAUGACUUUGCUGAAUCAUGGAGGGUGGAAUCCAAUGAAUUCUGCAACAGACCACAGAGAAAACCAGUGCCUGAGCUAUGCCAAGGCACAGUGAAGGUGAAGCUUCGAGCCCAUCGAGAAUGCCAGAAACUCAAGUCCUGGGAGUUUCAGACCUGCCACUCAACAGUGGACUAUACCACUUUCUACCGGUCCUGUGUAACAGACAUGUGUGAAUGUCCAGUCCAUAAAAACUGUUACUGUGAGUCAUUUCUGGCGUAUACUCGUGCCUGCCAGAGAGAAGGCAUCAAAGUGCACUGGGAACCUCAGCAGAGCUGUGCAGCUACCCAGUGCAAACACGGUGCUGUGUAUGAUACUUGUGGCCCAGGAUGUGUGAAGACGUGUGACAACUGGAAUGAGAUUGGCCCAUGCAAUAAGCCCUGCAUCGCAGGUUGCCACUGCCCAGCGAAUCUGGUCCUUCAUAAGGGAAGGUGCAUCAAGCCAGUCCUCUGUCCUCAGCGAUGACCUUUGUUCUAGUCCAUAAGACUUUGAAAUCUAGUGUCUUUGACACUGACAUGGAAGAGCCAGUGAAGGACUGUAGUAUUUGUGUGCCUGAUUCUGCAAAUACACAGAGUAUAUAUGUGUACAUAUAUAUAGAUAUAUAGAUAUAUUCGAAACAUUUCAUCAUUUCUAUAAAGUAUAGGUGGAUUAUUAUAUGUAUAUUUUUUGCUAUAAGACAUGUAUUAUUUCUAGAAUUCUAAUAUCUAAGCCAUUGGAUGCAUCAUAUAAAUACACAGGUGCUUUUAAUUUAAUAAGAUGGCAUGCAGACUCAUCAGGUAUCUUUAACAGUGCAUUCAUGUGUCAUUCUAGGGACACUCCCUAAGAGCCCUCAUGCCUGCCUGCAUUAAUUUAAGAUUUGAGUCAGGACCUUUGAGUGAGAUUUUCUUGAAGAAGGGUACUUUAUCUAGGGUUAUUUCAUAUUUCCAAAGACUGGAACAUAUGCCAGAGAAAGGUGGCAUGAGAUUGGGGAUGAGCUCUAGUGAGUAAAAACCAAGGCAAGUCUGUCAGACUUCACUGGGUCAGAGCUGGAUAUUGUUCCCAAAACUGGAUAGUUGCCAAGGGAUAUGUAGUUUUUCACUAGCAUGUUGCCAAAGUAUUUCUUUUCAUUUUUGCACAUCUCACAAGUCUCCUCAUUAUUGAUGUGUGCAAUGGGUAUGACCAUUUGUAUGUCAUGCACUGAAGUCAAAGGAUGUCUGGAUGACAUUUUAUUAAACACGAAAUGCUAUUUGGAGAAAACAUUGCACAACAUGUAAAGAAUCUCAGAGCAAUUUAGGAUUGGCAAAUCCAUUGAGUGGCUAGGGGCCAUCUACAUUUUGUCACUAUCCCAUGAUGUAUAAAAUGAAAGCCUCCAGCUAUUCUGUCUCAUUGCUGUCUGGUGUUGUUUGGUGCGUAUUCAUAUGUUGUGGGUAUUGGGCAGGAGAGAAGGAUCUGCUGACCAGUUGUUUUAGUCUCAUUCCAAAAGAGAAUUGUUUCUGUACUUGUUUUAAUUUUCUGAUGUUACUAACAGUUAUUGGUUCUUGUUUUCUGUUGGAUAAAUAAAAAUGUCAAAAGCAAAAACAAAAAACCUCACCCCCAACUCACUGAUGUUGAAAAGUAAAAUGUUCUGCAUUGUAGUAAAUAAAGGGCUUAAGAUUUAAA
This is a messenger RNA of Arvicanthis niloticus (Nile rat), 3288 nucleotides long. NCBI's taxonomy places the organism in Eukaryota, Metazoa, Chordata, Mammalia, Rodentia, Muridae. The record is from RefSeq and is a predicted model, not a curated record.